GGGCGGCAUUCCCUCGUCGCCUUCCAGGUAGAGGACGCGAGAGACGCGAGAGAGGUAUUGAAAAGAGCGAGGCGUGCCAACGGAGGGGGAAGGAAGGGAGAGAGAGAGAGAGAGAGACCGGGGAGAAGGGUCUUCCGGCGCCAUCAAGUCCUUGGAGUAGCUCUUCCUUAUCGCGGUCGCCAUGGGAUCCAAUCCUCCACCACCAGGUAAUGCUCCACCAUCGAAACCAUGGGAGCGAGCUGGGACAUCAUCUGGUCCUGUACCAUUCAGACCCCAAUCUUCUGGCAGGACAAGUGAGGUUGUGGAAGCAUCUGGAACUGCAAAACCUGGGGAGGUUGUUACAGGUUCUGAAAGAAAUGCCACUGUUAAUAGAAAUACUCUUGGCAGGCCUUUACCUCCAAGGCCUUGGCAGCAGAACUAUGGAACCAGCCAUGGAGGUUAUGGCUCAAAUUUGAACUACAAUUCAGGGUAUGGGUCUGGUGUCUAUGGUUCAUAUGGUGGACUUGGUGGUUUGUACAGUGGUGGGUUUUAUGGUAAUAGCAUGUAUACAGGGAAUGGUGGGAUUUAUGGAGGUUCUGGGAUGUAUGGAGGUAGCAUGGACAAUGGAGGAUAUGGUGGUUCCUUAGGCGGUUAUGGGAUCGGCAUGGGUGGGCCUUUUGGCAACCAAGAUCCAGAUGAUCCAUAUGGCCCUCCAUCACCACCAGGCUUCUGGAUAUCCUUAAUUCGGGUGAUGCACGGUGUUGUGAACUUCUUUGGUCAUAUUUCAAUGCUCAUGGACCAGAACACACAUGCAUUUCACAUGCUCAUGACGGCUCUCCUGCAGCUAUUUGAUCGUUCUGGAGUAUUAUAUGGUGAACUUGCAAGAUUUGUGUUGAGGAUACUGGGGAUAAGAAUGAGACGCAGAAAACAGCAGCAACUGCGAUCUGGUGAAGGCCUUGGCAAUGAUGGGCAUGGACAAAGAUUCAUUGAAGGUCCAAAAGAUCCUUCUGGGUCAUGGGACUGUGUCUGGAGUGAUGAUGUCAAGGGAGCCCAUUAAAGAGACACAUGAAGUUGACAGAAGAUGCUUCCUUUGUCAAUCCUUUUGACGAUAUCAAGAAAAUGGCGAAGAGACAUACGUCAAACAGAACCAAAUGUAAGGUAUAUGCAAGAGUCUAGCUUCGAUCUAGGUCAGUAAGAGGAUGCUUGGAUAGUUAUUUGUGCUCUUUUCUCGACUCUUACGUGGGUCGUCGAAGACGGACAUUGUCCUUGUGACAAGUGAAAUGAAACAGUGGAUAGUGUUAUCACAGUGAUCAUUUUCUUGGGUGAAUUCUCGGAGAAGUUUUUAUAAAUUUUUGUAAAGUAUUUGAAUUUUUAAAUAUUUUU
Musa acuminata subsp. malaccensis (wild Malaysian banana) is the source of this 1362-nucleotide messenger RNA. Its product is annotated as peroxisomal membrane protein 13-like. Gene Ontology annotation, cellular component: peroxisomal membrane; peroxisome; peroxisomal importomer complex. NCBI's taxonomy places the organism in Eukaryota, Viridiplantae, Streptophyta, Magnoliopsida, Zingiberales, Musaceae. Gene Ontology annotation, biological process: protein import into peroxisome matrix, docking. The record is from RefSeq and is a predicted model, not a curated record.